This is a messenger RNA of Pyrus x bretschneideri (Chinese white pear), 1499 nucleotides long. RefSeq names its product glycerophosphodiester phosphodiesterase GDPD6. Gene Ontology annotation, biological process: lipid metabolic process. The record is from RefSeq and is a predicted model, not a curated record. Gene Ontology annotation, molecular function: glycerophosphodiester phosphodiesterase activity. Gene Ontology annotation, cellular component: vacuole. NCBI's taxonomy places the organism in Eukaryota, Viridiplantae, Streptophyta, Magnoliopsida, Rosales, Rosaceae.
CCACGGCGCCAAAUUCUCUGGUCCCUCCUUGCUAUAAAACUCUCGGUCGCACAGGAUUUCACCACCUUAGCAAUAAAAAGCUCUGCAGCUUAAGAAGCACACUAGGAACCAGUCAGAGAAAGAGAAGCUCUGGGAAAACGCCAUGGCUUCCUCACACUGCUUUGCACCUCUCGUGUUCCUGCUGCUCCUUGUUGGGUGUUCUGGAAGGCCAAUCGAUCCACUUCCUAGCAAAACAGCCGAUGCCACCAACAGACAGCCUCUACAAACUUCUCGUCCAUACAACAUUGCUCAUCGAGGUUCAAGUGGAGAGAUUCCUGAAGAAACUGCUGCUGCAUACAUGAGAGCUAUUGAAGAGGGUGCAGACUUCAUUGAAACGGAUAUCUUAUCUUCUAAAGACGGUGUUCUUAUAUGCUUUCAUGAUGUGACCCUUGAUGAUACAACUGAUGUUGGCGAACACAAGGACUUUGCAGAUCGUAAAAGAACCUAUGAAGUUCAAGGGUUCAACACAACCGGUUUUUUUACUGUUGAUUUUACACUAAAAGAACUGAAGUCAUUACGAGUGAAGCAGAGAUACCCAUUUCGGGAUCAACAAUAUAAUGGAAAAUAUCCGAUUAUUACUUUUGAAGAGUACAUUUCAAUCGCACUGGACGCACCCAGAGUUGUUGGAAUAUAUCCGGAGAUUAAAAAUCCAGUAUUGAUCAACCAACAUGUGAAGUGGGCAGAUGGUAAGAGGUUUGAGGACAAAUUUGUGGAGACACUUAAGAAGUACGGAUACAAGGGUUCAUACCUAUCAAAAGAUUGGUUGAAACAACCUGCGUUUAUCCAGUCAUUUGCUCCAACUUCACUUGUAUACGUAUCAAAUCUGACAGACUUGCCCAAGAUCUUCUUAAUUGACGAUGUUACUAAUCUAACGCAAGACACUAAUCAGUCCUAUUGGGAAAUUACUUCGGAUCCUUACCUUGACUACAUUAAUUAUGUGGUGGGCAUUGGACCGUGGAAAGAUACUAUAGUUCCUGUAGUAAACAAUUAUUCGCAAACACCUACCGAUUUGGUCUCCAGAGCCCAUGCACAUGACCUACAGGUGCACCCCUACACAUACAGAAACGAGAACUCAUUCCUGCACUUGAACUUUCAUCAAGAUCCAUACGCAGAGUACAAUUACUGGAUUAACGAGAUUGGUGUCGAUGGACUUUUUACAGACUUCACAGGAAGCCUACAUAACUUUCAAGAGUGGACCUCCUUCAAUGACAAGAAUGCAUCAAGUUUAUUGCACAAAAUAGCAUCAAUGGUCUCUUCCUACAAGAAGGCGUGAGAUCGAAAGUACAUUUUAGGUAUCAUUUAAGCUUGUUAAACUACGUAAGUGCAAUUUCUGGAGACUACAACCCUGUAAAAUUCAUUUAGAGGAGAUCGUUUUUCGUUUCGUUUCUCAGUUCAAUUAGUAUCUUGCCAUUAGUCUACUUUCAUCCCAAGUUAAAGCAAUUUAGUGACGUUCUUGGAUA